Messenger RNA from Lycium ferocissimum, 447 nucleotides. RefSeq names its product low-specificity L-threonine aldolase 1-like. Gene Ontology annotation, cellular component: cytosol. Bases 1 to 447 code for a protein of 148 amino acids. The transcript has a single exon. Gene Ontology annotation, biological process: glycine biosynthetic process; L-threonine catabolic process. The record is from RefSeq and is a predicted model, not a curated record. NCBI's taxonomy places the organism in Eukaryota, Viridiplantae, Streptophyta, Magnoliopsida, Solanales, Solanaceae. Gene Ontology annotation, molecular function: L-allo-threonine aldolase activity.
AUGGCGAUAAGAACAGUGGAUUUUCGAUCAGACACAGUCACGAAACCAACUGAAUCCAUGAGAAAAGCAAUGGCCAAUGCAGAAGUGGACGAUGAUAUCUUAGGUUACGAUCCAACAGCACGAUGCCUCGAAGUAGAGAUGGCAAGAAUGAUGGGCAAAGAAGCAGGACUAUUUGUUCCUUCAGGCACAAUGGGCAAUCUUAUUAGUUUGCUCACUCAUUGCCAAAUUAGAGGCAGUGAAGUGAUUCUCGGUGAUAAUUCACAUAUUCAUGUGUAUGAAAAUGGAGGCAUUUCUACCAUUGGUGGCGUUCAUCCGAGGAAAGUGAAGAACAAUGAAGAUGGUACAAUGGAUAUUGAUCUGAUUGAAGCUGCGAUUCGUGAUUCUAGCCUUGAAAUACUUUAUCCGACCACUACGCUCAUCUGUUUGGAGAAUUCACAUGCCCGGUAA